AUGUCGCGCCUGAAGAGAGCAGCUGAGCGGGAUCCUCGGGAAGGUUUCAGAACUGAACAGAGAGACUGCACUACCUCAGUACCCCAGGGGCUGUUAAAGGCGGCGAGGAAGAGCGGCCAGUUAAACCUGUCUGGUAGGAACCUUAGUGAAGUACCUGAGUGUGUCUGGAGAAUAAAUGUGGAUAUUCCUGAGGAAGCUAAUCAGAAUCUUUCAUUCGGUGCUACUGAGCGAUGGUGGGAGCAGAUGGAUUUGACCAAACUAAUCAUAUCAAACAAUAAACUUCACUCACUUACAGAUGACCUCAGACUCCUGCCUGCAUUGACUGUCCUUGAUAUACAUGAUAAUCAGCUGACAUCUCUUCCUUCUGCUAUAAGAGAGCUGGAAAAUCUUCAGAAACUUAAUGUCAGCCAUAAUAAACUGAGAAUACUCCCAGAAGAAAUUACAAAUCUCAGAAACCUGAAGGGCCUGUAUCUCCAGCAUAAUGAACUAACUUGCAUACCAGAUGGAUUUGAGCAACUCGUCAAUUUAGAAGAUUUAGAUCUUUCCAGCAAUCGUCUUACAACUGUUCCUGCUAGAUUUUCUUCUCUGUCCAGUCUGGUGCGGCUCAAUCUUUCCAGUAACCAAUUGAAGAGUUUGCCGGCAGAAAUAUGUAGAAUGAAAAGAUUAAAGCAUUUGGAUUGCAAUUCAAAUCUCUUGGAAGCUAUACCUUCUGAACUGGCUGACAUGGAAUCAUUAGAAUUACUUUAUUUGCGGAGAAAUAAAUUACGUUCUCUGCCAGAGUUUCCUUCCUGUAGACUACUGAAGGAAUUGCAUGUAGGUGAAAACCAGAUUGAAAUGUUAGGGGCAGAACACCUUAAGCAUCUGCAGUCUAUCCUUGUGUUAGACCUGAGGGAUAACAAGUUAAAAUCUGUUCCAGAUGAAAUUACACUACUACAGUCUUUGGAAAGACUUGACCUAAGCAACAAUGAUAUUAGCAGUUUACCCUAUUCAUUGGGAAACCUUCACUUGAAAUUCUUGGCACUAGAAGGAAAUCCUUUGAGAACCAUUCGGAGAGAAAUUAUAAAUAAAGGAACCCAAGAAGUCCUGAAAUAUCUACGAAGCAAAAUCAGAGAUGAUGGACCUACCCAAUGUGACUCUGUUACUGAGACGGCCAUGACACUACCAAGUGAAUCAAGAAUCAAUGUACAUGCUAUAACCACAUUAAAAAUAUUAGACUAUAGUGAUAAACAAACAACUUUGAUUCCCGAUGAAGUGUUUGAUGCAGUAAAAAGCAACAUUAUCACUUCUGUUAACUUCAGUAAGAAUCAACUAUGUGAAAUUCCGAAAAGGAUUGUGGAACUGAAGGAAAUGGUUUCUGAUGUCAACCUCAGUUUUAAUAAGCUGUCCUUUAUAUCAUUGGAGUUAUGUAUGCUUCAAAAAUUGACUUUUUUAGAUCUCAGAAACAAUUUUUUAAAUUCUUUGCCUGAAGAAAUGGAAUCAUUGAUAAGACUACAAAUGAUCAAUCUUUCUUUUAAUAGGUUCAAAGUACUGCCUGAAGUUCUAUAUCGUAUCUCCACGCUUGAAACAGUUCUGAUUAGUAACAAUCAGGUUGGAUCCCUGGACCCUCAGAAGAUGAAAAUGAUGGAAAAUCUGAUUACGCUGGACCUUCAAAAUAAUGACCUUCUACAAAUUCCUCCAGAGCUUGGGAAUUGUGUCAGUUUAAGAACAUUACUCCUAGAUGGAAAUCCAUUCCGUGUUCCUCGAGCAGCCAUAUUAAUGAAAGGAACAGCUGCUAUCCUGGAAUAUUUGAGAGACCGAAUUCCUACUUAG
Messenger RNA from Orycteropus afer afer, 1809 nucleotides. It is a transcript of the gene LRRC40, whose product is annotated as leucine rich repeat containing 40. NCBI's taxonomy places the organism in Eukaryota, Metazoa, Chordata, Mammalia, Tubulidentata, Orycteropodidae. The transcript has 15 exons. The coding region runs from base 1 to 1809 and encodes 602 amino acids. The record is from RefSeq and is a predicted model, not a curated record. Gene Ontology annotation, molecular function: protein binding.